AUGGAAAAGAGCAAAAAACGAGCUUGGGGCAAAGACCCUGGUCUCUGUGAGGACCGCGGUGAUCCGGCAAAAAGGACUAAGCGCGUUGAUCGGACGGGCUUUCGGGGCAACCUACACUACGUAUCCAAUCGCAAUGACAAUCCCAGGCGCCGCCAACAAGUCAUUGACACAGUCGAAAGGGAGAUUGCCGUUUGGUCUCCACCAUAUCAUAUCCAGCUGGUCCUCUUCUGCGAUGCGUCAGUGGACCACAAAGACUUACCUGCGCUCCCCGGAGGAUAUGCCGUCGUCUUUAACGAACACUGUCCGGGACAUUUCGACCAUGGGAGAAAAGUAGUAAUGGGGUGGCAUAUGCCCCAUAUAAUCGACAACAUGAUUGGGGAGGCUAUCGCCAUUGCACAGGCUAUCCAGGUAGCUGGCGAAAAGCUGCGGGCUGCACAUCUGGCCUCAAAGUACACCAGAGCGGCGACGGUGAAGGUGUUCACGGAUGGAAAUCAAGUACUUGAACACAUCGAUGGACGUGCGGCCAUAAAAGGCUUCCGUCAGGAGACUUAUCGAAAGGCCAUUCGACUUGUCUGCGAGCAGUCGCAUGAACUUGGCUGUAUUCCCGGUCUCGACGUAAAGCUCGACCUAUUCUGGGUUCCUGGACACGCCGGUGUUGUCGAUAACGAUACCGCCGACAAGGCUGCAAAGCAGAUCCUUAGAAAUCCCCGUCACUGUAAUAUUAUCACGGUCGACAGAAAUAGAAGAAGCAUUGCGUCCAUGCCUGCGGCUGUCUUUCUACCGCUUCAACAGGACCUAGAGGAAGAAACCCGACGAACUAUGUCCUCGUCCUUUCAUCAUCAUAAUAGGCAUUGUCAACCCUCUCGCCAUGCUCAUCUUGGUAGAGACUAUCCUCCUUUCCCAAGCUCAGCCCUGAGCGAAAAAGCUGCAGGCGGUCUAGCCUCCACUUCCACCCUUCUGUCCCCUGAGUCGGGCUACACGGGUGAUACAGUGGCCGUAGCCACCGUGAAGAAGAUGGCUGCAGCGGCGGACACAAUUCCUGUAGUAGCGUACAUUGCAAGUGCGGCAGAGGACACUUCAGGUGCGACAAAGGAUACGACAGCUGCAGAGAAGGAACAGGUCAGUGCAGCAGGAGAGGAGGUGGCGGCUUUAGAUGUUCCUGGCGAUGAUGGCCUCACUCAACUAGAAGUUGACAUUCAACUCUUGGGUGAGAUGGAGGAGGGACUCAAGAGGGAGCUGCGCGAGGAUGUCAAGGUGGAUAUCUUGAAGCAGUUUCGUUUGGUUAUUGAGAACAAGGCAGAAUCUGGUUGA
This is a messenger RNA of Neurospora tetrasperma FGSC 2508, 1311 nucleotides long. RefSeq lists its product as uncharacterized. The record is from RefSeq and is a predicted model, not a curated record. The coding region runs from base 1 to 1311 and encodes 436 amino acids. The transcript is spliced from 2 exons. Lineage: Eukaryota; Fungi; Ascomycota; Sordariomycetes; Sordariales; Sordariaceae. Gene Ontology annotation, molecular function: nucleic acid binding; RNA-DNA hybrid ribonuclease activity.